UUUCAGGUUCCAGAACUGAUUGCUGAGCCGUCAGAACAUAAACUCACUCCGAGUCACAGGUGUGGUCUGAGCAGCAUUGGUAGAGAACGAUAAUUACAAAUUUAAAUGAGAAUGAUGAUUAUGGAUGGCGACCGCACCAUGACCCCCCAUACUGGCACAGACAACGGACCUCAACACAUGGGCUAACGUAUAUCGCCGAACACUUGUAGGACCUGAACGUUUUUGGAUACCUUUGUUCUUUCAACUCUUCCACUUCCUCUCUGAAACAAUAAAAAUGGCGACAGCAUUAGCAGAGUAUUAUAACUACAUAUUCUUCGAACAAAUGGAUCCUCGAGUCAGGGGGUGGUUCCUGAUGGACUCACCAAUCCCCAUAAUUCUCUUAGUAACCUCCUACGUGGCGUUUGUCAAGAGGGUGGGCCCCUGGUGGAUGAGAGGCAGGUCAGCGUACAAUGUUGAGAAGGUCAUGCUACUCUACAACAUGGUUCAGAUGACUAUCAAUGCUUACUUCGUCAUUGUGGCACUAUAUUACGUAUGGAUACCUGGACACUACAGUUGGGUUUGCCAGAGACCUAUAUACGGACCAAAUCCCACCGAAGACAAGGUUGUUCACUAUUUCUAUGUCUUCAUGUGUUCCCGACUGCUGGAUCUUCUAGAUACAGUUUUUAUGGUGCUGAAAAAGAAUAAACACCAAGUAUCGUUCCUGCACCUUUAUCACCAUGUUAUGAUGGCUGUGGCUACCUGGCUGUGCUUUAAAUACAUGCCAGGUCAGCAUUUCCUGUGUCAACUUGUUGAUCGAUUGUCUGCACGUAUGUUUGAAUAG
Messenger RNA from Homalodisca vitripennis (glassy-winged sharpshooter), 820 nucleotides. Its product is annotated as elongation of very long chain fatty acids protein AAEL008004-like. NCBI's taxonomy places the organism in Eukaryota, Metazoa, Arthropoda, Insecta, Hemiptera, Cicadellidae. Gene Ontology annotation, biological process: fatty acid elongation, polyunsaturated fatty acid; fatty acid elongation, monounsaturated fatty acid; very long-chain fatty acid biosynthetic process. Gene Ontology annotation, cellular component: endoplasmic reticulum membrane. The transcript has 8 exons. The record is from RefSeq and is a predicted model, not a curated record. The coding region runs from base 275 to 820 and encodes 181 amino acids. Gene Ontology annotation, molecular function: fatty acid elongase activity.